GAAGCGGCGCACGCCAUGGCGGGGCUGCCGAGGCUGGCUGUGCACCUGAACCGCCUCGGGCCGCCUCGGGCUCCCUGGGCCCGGGCUGCGCUGCACGAGGCGGCCCCGCAGCGGGACGUGCUGCUCUUCGAGCAUAAGCGCGGCCGUUUCUUCGCCUUCCUGGGCUUCUUCUGCGCCGGUCAGGGCGUCUUCUGGACGUCGCUGGCCGCGGCUGCCUUGGCCGGGCCCAGGGGUGGCGUUCAGGGCCCAGAGGCCGAGGGCGGCGUUCAAGGCUCAGGGCGCCGGCCCAGCCCGGGCUCGACACUCUGGCGCUACGGACUGGCCGCAGGCUGCGCCUCUGUGGGCUUGCUGGUGCUGGCCGCUGGGCUGCUCUUCUCCCGGCGCUCCGUGAGCUCCGUGCUGCUGCGCAAAGGGGGGCAGCAAGUGACGCUGACCACGCACGCCCCCUUCGGCCUGGGGGCCCAGCUGACCGUGCCCCUGCACCAGGUGUCCUGCAUGGCCCACCGCGGGGAGGUGCCCGCCGUGCUCCCCAUCAAGGUCAAAGGCCACCGCUUCUACUUCCUCUUGGACAAGGCCGGCCACUUCCCCAACAUGCGGCUGUUCGACCUCACCGUGGGGGCCUACCGGGGCCUAUGAACCCCCUACCCUCGUUCCCCACGUGGAGACGUAUAAAUAAAGAGACAGGAAAGCCCA
Antechinus flavipes (yellow-footed antechinus) is the source of this 693-nucleotide messenger RNA. It is a transcript of the gene TMEM223, whose product is annotated as transmembrane protein 223. The transcript is spliced from 2 exons. Gene Ontology annotation, cellular component: mitochondrion. Bases 16 to 636 code for a protein of 206 amino acids. Gene Ontology annotation, biological process: nervous system development. Lineage: Eukaryota; Metazoa; Chordata; Mammalia; Dasyuromorphia; Dasyuridae. The record is from RefSeq and is a predicted model, not a curated record.